Molecule: messenger RNA, 1571 nt
Organism: Raphanus sativus (radish)
Lineage: Eukaryota; Viridiplantae; Streptophyta; Magnoliopsida; Brassicales; Brassicaceae
Product: probable protein phosphatase 2C 13
Exons: 2
Coding region: 172-1236 (354 amino acids)
Biological process (GO): protein dephosphorylation
Molecular function (GO): protein serine/threonine phosphatase activity; cation binding
Source: RefSeq, a predicted model, not a curated record
AUUAAGAUAUAUGCAAAUAAACAUCCAACACAGAAACCAAACCCUAAUUGAAUUUCAUUAUACCUGUCUUCUUUAUUCUUUUUGGGCGAAUUUUCAAUUGCGUACAAGCAAAGCGCCUUUCGGUGGAAUUCGCAAUCGGAUCUCGCUCGAUUUUUAAUUAUAACAAAAGUCAUGAUUCUAAGUCAAACCAUGGUUGCUGAAUCUGAUAUCAAGGUCCGAGUUUCUGACUCUGUGCGUGCUGAGAUUCCUCAAUUUGGAUCGGGCAUGAGUUUUGCAACUACUACUACCAUUGAAGAACCCACCUGUGAGUUUUUCCCAGCUAUACGUUCAGGGAGCUUUGCUGACAUUCGAGGCCGAGACACCAUGGAGGAUGAACACAUCUGCAUUGACGACUUAUCAACUCAUCUUAGAUCCUCGGUUCCUAGUGCUUUCUACGGCGUCUUUGAUGGCCAUGGUGGACCCGAAGCAUCACUUUACAUGAAGGACAACUUGACCAGACUCUUCUUCCAAGAUGCCGUGUUUCCAGAGAUGCCCUCCAUUGUGGACAACUUUUUCUUACAAGAAGUCGAGAACUCUCACCGGAAAGCUUUUGCUUUGGCUGAUCUCGCCAUGGCUGAUGAAAGCAUUGUCAGGGCUUCGUGCGGGACAACCGCCUUGACGGCUCUCAUCAUCGGACGACAUCUUCUGGUUGCUAACGCUGGAGAUUGCCGCGCAGUGCUAUGCCGGAGAGGAGUGGCUAUUGAUAUGUCUUUCGAUCACAGGUCAACUUAUGAGCCGGAACGUAGGCGGAUUGAGGAUCUUGGAGGAUACUUUGAGGACGGGUACCUCAACGGAGUCCUAGCUGUCACUCGGGCCAUUGGUGACUGGGAACUGAAGACUCCUUUCACUGGCUCUUCUUCACCUCUCAUCUCAGACCCGGAGAUUCAGCAACUCAUCCUAACAGAGGACGACGAGUUCUUGAUUUUGGCAUGUGAUGGUAUAUGGGACGUGUUGUCAAGCCAGAAUGCAGUGAGUAACGUUAGGCAAGGGCUUAGGAGGCACGGUGACCCGAGACAAUGCGCGAUGGAACUUGGGAAAGAAGCAGCGAGGCUUAACUCAUCAGAUAAUCUGACGGUUGUCGUCAUCUGCUUCUCCUCGGUCCCAUCUUCACCUCAACAACCGCAGAGGAGAAGGUGCAGAUUCUCUGUUUCUGAUGAAGCUCGAGCUCGGUUACAAGCGAUGCUUGGUGGCGACUGAAGCCAAUUUUUUUUUUGGGCAUUGCAUAUAAAAAUGGAUGGGUUUUAGACCAGUGCAGCGAUGAUAUCUCUAAUUUGAGAUUAGUUUCAGUGAGAUAAAAUAAAAGACUUACACAGAGAUAGAGAGGUAAGGACAUGCUUGUAAUGUGGUUGGUCAUUUUUUAUUCAUCUGUUUGUUAGGUUGUUUCAGAAGAGACAGUAAGAGCAAUCUGAAGUUUUGUUAGGAUUUUUGAAAGUAGAAACACCAGAUUGGUGAUGAUGAGUAGUUCAAGUUUUGUUUUUGAGGAUUAUUGAUGUACUAUUAUACCAUUAAUGUUUAAGAAAUUUGUUAUUAAA